Messenger RNA from Rotaria socialis, 1383 nucleotides. NCBI's taxonomy places the organism in Eukaryota, Metazoa, Rotifera, Eurotatoria, Philodinida, Philodinidae. The record is from the annotation of a GenBank genome assembly.
AUGGAUAUGUUCACUUUUGCUCUUGGUUUUCUAAUAUUAGCAUGUGGUUUAAUUCAUUGGUAUACUCGACAAGUUCAGCAACAAGUAAAAGAUUCAAAUUAUCGUAGUUUCCAACAAACUUAUUUGAUUGUUUAUCUGUUAGCUGUCGCUGGUGAUUGGCUUCAAGGACCUCAUGUAUAUGCAUUAUACGAAAGUUAUGGUAUACAAAAGCAUGAAAUCGAAGUACUCUUUAUUGCUGGCUUUGGCUCAUCAAUGAUAUUUGGCACGAUUGUUGCUUCACUUGCUGAUAAAUAUGGAAGAAGAAACACCUGUAUAGUUUAUGGUAUUCUUUAUGGCAUGUCAUGUGUAACCAAGCAUUUUCCAAACUUUUACAUUUUAUUUGUCGGACGAUUACUUGCUGGUAUGGCUACAUCGAUUUUAUUUAGUGCUUUUGAAUCAUGGUUAGUUAACGAACACCGCCGAAGAAAUUUUGAACCAGACACAUUAGGCAUUAUUUUUGCUAAUGCAUAUUUUGGUAAUUCCGUGGUGGCUAUUCUAUCGGGAAUCGUUGCACAACUCGUCGCAAAUAAUUUUGGCUAUGUAGCUCCAUUUGAUAGUGCUAUACUUUCGUUUAUUGCAAUGUGUAUAUUAUUGAUAACUACCUGGUCAGAAAACUAUGGUGAUGCUAACGCACCAAUAUCUCAAUCAUUUAUCUCUGCUUGGACUGCAAUUAAAUCUGAUAAAAAAAUAUUUCUUCUUGGCGUUGUUCAAGCUUUAUUCGAAGCAUCUAUGUACGUUUUUGUACUUGAAUGGACUCCAGCAUUAACCCAAGCAUUAAAUAAUGCAAAUAUUAAUAAAACCGAUAACAAAAAUCCACCGAUUCCACAUGGAUUUGUAUUUGCUAGUUAUAUGGUUGCUAUGAUGAUGGGAUCGAAUUCAUUCAAACUUUUCUGCAAUUACGCAACACCAGAAUCAUUUAUGAGAUCAAUCGUUUCUGUCUCAGCUUUAUGUAUGUGCGUACCAGUAUUUAUGCCAAAUGAUCAAGCUAUUAUGUUUGUCGCAUUCUUAGUCUUCGAAUUUUGCAUCGGUGUCUUUUGGCCAGCAAUGGCAACAAUGCGUAGUAAAUAUGUACCUGAAGAAGCUCGCGCUACUGUGAUGAACUAUUUUCGAAUUCCAUUGAAUUUGAUUGUCGUUAUUAUUCUUCUUAAAGACUUUCAUUUGAAAGUUAUAUUUAGCAGUUGUGUACUCUUUUUGGUUCUUGCUGCAAUUAGUAUGGUUUUAUUACACAAAUUAACAUUGCAUAUAAAACAAGCAUCGUCGCUUGCUAAUGUAUUAACUAUUCCGCAACACGGUAUAAAAUCAGCGCCAACUGAGGAUGCUGAUGGACAUCAAACUGAAGUUUAG